AUGGCAGAGGGUGGACAAAGGUCAAAAGGAGGAGAAGAAAAUAUUCCUGAUGCUGAUGAUGGAAGUUCAGGAGAAGAAGAGAGUCAUAAAAACAGGAGAGAUAAGGAUGAGAUUUCUAUAUCAGGUGACAAGUUGUCUUUUAACAUUGGCAAAGCUUGGGAGACAGUGAAAUUUCAAAUUUUUAUUAACAAAACGCAUUGUGAAUAUGAAGCAACAAAACAAGUUGACAUGUGCAAGUUACAGUUUGUCUUGGGAUCAGAUAUUGAAAAGAUAAAUUUUCUGAGAAGGUUAACAAAGGAUAUCAAAUUUGAAGUUCUAUCUGCCGGUGUUGUUGAAGUUAGUGGGGAGUUUGCCAAGAAGAAGAAGAUUGAAGCAGUUUGGAGCACAUUAAUUAUGUCAGUGAAUGAUGCCUUAGAUGGCCAAGUUGUGGAAUCUCACCGUUUUCAGAGUAGACGGGAAUUAGAAAAUAUUCUGCAAGAAUUAGAUGCAAGAAUAAAAAUUUUGAUAGUAAAAGGAAUUGUAGGCAUAUUAACAUCUUAUGAAGAUACAACUUGCAUCACAAAGUUUGUUGGGCCACAAAAGGAUAUAGAAACUCUCAAUAAAGGGCUAUAUCAUGCAAUGGCAAAUAAGAAACGAAGUUGCACUGGUAAGAGUGAUGAAUUUGACAUAUCAAUAGAUAUUUCAUUCGAUGAAGGCAUAUAUUUUGAAACCAUGAAACUAAAUGAACAAUUUUUGGAAAAAUUUCCUCAUGUGAGACUUGAAAAAGAAGAAAAUAACAGCAGAGCGUACAAGUUCACUUGUUCAGACGAAAAUUACCUUGUAGAGGCUAUAAACUGGUUCAAGGGUUCCAUGAACAAGAUGAGCAGGUUUGAAUUGGAUUUUUCCUCUAAAAGAUUUAUAAACAUAAGUGAAAGUGUUCAGUUUUAUUUGCAAAAGUGUUUACACAAAGUGCCCGCAGAUUUAAUAAUUCUCCCAGACAGAAUUUACAUUCUAUGCUGUAAAAGUAAUCUUCAGUCUGUUGAAAGAAUUGUUGCUGAUAGCAUCAAAUCUGUUGAACUUGAAGGCAGUUUGUUCCCAGAAGCAGAAAAGAUUCAGAAGGAUAGUCGUGGAAAAAUACAGGUUUUCACAGGAAAUAAACCAGGGAUGAUAAUAAUUUGGUAUACUGUAGAUAAAUCUGCUGAGGCAAAGGAGUUGAUAGAUUUAGUACAAAAAUACAGGAAAUACAAGAGAAAGCCAUAUUCUGACAAGGAGAUAAAGGCAAUGAAAGCUCUUGGUGUUAUUAAGGAGUUACAGGAGGAAUAUAAAGAUAUUCUUAUUCGUACAAAAGAUGCAGAUGUUAUACUACAAGGCCCAGAAAUGGAUCGUGUUGAUGAAUGUUUUGAGAAGUUAGACACUAUUGUACAACAGAUCAAAUUUGUUGAGCUUAAUUCUCUACCAGAAUUGCAACAGAAGCUGCUUAAAAAUGGUAAAGUACAAACAUAUGUGACAGAAAAGUUAAAGGGAAAGAUAGCAUUUUGUGAAGAUGGUAAAACAGUCACUGUCUUUUUUAUAAGGGAGAAUGAGAAUUCCAAAUCAAACAUUUACUUUGAGAUAAAGAGCUGUUUUGUAGAGAUGAAAAUUGAUACAAGAUGUCUUGAACAUGGAAAAGGAAAGAGUUUUCUUUCAGAGCAUCCAGAGGAGGUGGUAAUAGGUGAUCAAGGGAACAAAACGUCCUGUAUUAUAUGUUAUACUGCAGAUUUGAGUCAAGAAAUUGAACAAUUACUAUAUUCUUAUAGCAAGAGUUGUACUUCUAUUGUGGCAAACUAUCUUCUGUCAUUUGGUGCCAAAUGCCUUGAAGAGAUUAAGGAAAAACAUAAGGUUGGUAUUGAAAUUGAAAAUGACAGAAUCUGUGUCAAGGGACAGUAUAAUAGAGGAAAAAAUGUUGUUACUGAAAUAGAAAGUCAUCUGAACACCACUGUUUUACAUUUUGGGAAGCUUGAUUAUAAAAGAAAACAGUUGUUAGCAGCUGACAAAAAUCAAAUUGACUCUGUUGUUGAGAACUGCAGAUGUUGCUUGAAAGCUGAGGUAUUUCCACUCCAGUCAACACAGACUGAAGAGAACGGUAUUGAAUAUCUAUGCACUUGGAACCUGUGUCAGAGCAAGGAACAAAUUUCUAUUGCUGAGAUAGACUACAAGACAGCAAAGCUUGAUGGGCUCAUAAUUCUUGUAAAUGAGUGUCUGUAUGGAGAAGACAUCUCUGGAAAUGGUGAAAGAUGCUAUUUUGCUGACCAAAGCCAUCAACCUAGGCUGAGAAUUGGGGACUCAAAAGAAAUGGUAUUGAAAAACAAGUAUGUUUGUGUCAAAUGCUUUGCCCUGGUGGCAUCAGAAAGUGGUCUAACUGAAAACAAACAAACAAGACAAUACAUUAAUGGGGUUGACCUAAGGAAGUUCUGUUCUGACAUAUUUGCCAAGAUGUUUCGUGAGGGACUAUACAAAGUUGGAUUUGCAUUACCUACAGGAGAUCCAAACUUGAUAGGGAAAUUAGAUGCAGUUAUUGAAGCAUUUCAUGACAUUUACACAACACAGUUGUAUGAUAAUACGCCAGAUUCCGAACUUAUAUUUGGUGUGAAGACUGAAGCUGAGAGAUGGAUGCAGGAAGUUGAUAAUACCCUCAAGUUUGCCCCAUAUGCUAGGCGCAAUAUUUCCCCUAGAUAUACAGGUCUUUUGAACAGUCCAUGUACAAGUGUAGAGAUAGCCAAGAAGUCUAUUCUUGAGACAGGUGCAAACUGUAUAGUUGUAGCAAUUUCUCCAGAUCUGAAUUUGUCAAAGGGAUUUGUUUCAAGUCUUGUCAGUGAGGCAUGUGGUAAACGGCUGCAAGCAGAGUUGUCCUCAAAAUACAAAAAAGCUCCAGAGUGUUGGGACCUUGUUAUGUGCCAGUCAUAUAACUUGGCUGAAAAGGGAAUACAGAAGGUGAUAUUUGGAUUUAUACCACAUUGGACAGAUUGCCAGAAAAUAGAGGUGAGUUAA
Messenger RNA from Ruditapes philippinarum (Manila clam), 3006 nucleotides. RefSeq lists its product as uncharacterized. The coding region runs from base 1 to 3006 and encodes 1001 amino acids. The transcript is spliced from 8 exons. The record is from RefSeq and is a predicted model, not a curated record. NCBI's taxonomy places the organism in Eukaryota, Metazoa, Mollusca, Bivalvia, Venerida, Veneridae.